Messenger RNA from Lactuca sativa (garden lettuce), 1355 nucleotides. Its product is annotated as xanthohumol 4-O-methyltransferase. Gene Ontology annotation, molecular function: protein dimerization activity; O-methyltransferase activity. The record is from RefSeq and is a predicted model, not a curated record. NCBI's taxonomy places the organism in Eukaryota, Viridiplantae, Streptophyta, Magnoliopsida, Asterales, Asteraceae.
AGUUUUACUUCCACCAAUCCAUUGAAGAGGCCAGGAGUUUGAGAAACCAUGAACACACAAGGUGGAAUAGAGGACAACGCAGCGCUAUUAGGCAAUGCACAAAUUGCCCGAUACCUAUUUGGAAGUUUUGAUGCCAUGGCUAUACGAUGUUGUGUGGAGCUUGGUAUUGCUGACAUAAUAAGCAAUUACAAUCGCCCAACAACAUUGUCAGAAAUCACCACUGGUAUCAACUCUCCGUCAGUAAAUGUUGAUGGGCUUGGACGACUCAUGAGGUUCUUGGUUCAUAGAAAGGUCUUCGAUGAACUGCCUCAACCAGAGGAGGAUGGAGAUGGAGAAACAGUUUACUCGCUAAACCACUACUCUAACUGGCUUCUGAGCCACACAAAUGUGACAAUGGCACCGAUGGUUAUGUUUUUUACGGAUCCGUUCAUGCUUUCACCUCUUCGGAACCUAAGUCGCUCAAUUAAAGAAGGUGAUUCAGCAUUCAAAAUGACCCACGGAGACGACAUAUUUGAUUUUUCAUUGAUCAAUUCGGAGUUCAACAAAAUGUUCAACAACGCUAUGGCAUGCACUACUAAGUUCACCAUGGAUGUCAUCAUGUCGAAUUACAAAAAUGGAUUUCUUGGGAUGAAAGGAACUGUGGUAGAUGUUGGAGGUGGUACUGGUGGUGCAAUAUCUGCGAUUGUGAAGACAUAUCCACAUCUUAAAGGGAUCAACUUUGAUUUGCCACAGGUGAUUUCCAAUGCACCAACAUACGAUGAUGUUACUAAUGUUGCUGGUGACAUGUUUCAGGCCAUUCCUCCUGCGGAAACGAUCUUCAUGAAGUGGAUAUUGCACAAUUGGAGCAAUGAUGAUUGUGUUAAGAUACUAAAAAAUUGCCGAAAAGCGAUACCUAUGGAUACUGGAAAAGUCAUUAUCGUGGAGAUCGUUCAACACCCUGGACAACAUGAUCUGCUCAACGAUGUACGCGUUCCAUUUGAUCUAACCAUGUUUGCAUACUUUUCUAGGGGAAGGGAACGAACCGAAGGUGAAUGGAAGAAAUUACUUGAGGAAGGUGGGUUUCACCGUCACAAGAUUAUUUAUAUUCCCGAGAUUGUAUCAAUUAUUGAAGCCUUUCCGAUAUGAAUUCAUUGGUAAAAGUUCUCUAUAUGAAUGUUUACGCAAUAAGACAUGUUUCAUGUAUUUUUCUUGGUUUUAAUCAAUCUCAAAUGAUAAUUACUAUUUAAGGUUAAGGUUCUAGUCAAAGCGAUUUAAGGUUCUAGCCAAAUCGAUUUGAAGUGUACCAAACUUGUUCUGAGUGUUAAAUGUAUGCAUGAUCAUUAACGGUUCAUGGAUGAACUUUUGUUGUAGUUAAA